UUCGCACUCUGCAACCGGGAGGGACUGAGUAAUUUCCGAAUUCGCGUGGAUAAUGAUAGAUAGAUAGAUACAUUCUUCAGACCAUCACUGUGGAGGUAAAGUUAGGGUUUUAAAUUCCAACACUCCGCGGGCAUUCCCUUCUCCUCGUCGAUUGCUCGAUCACUGGAUGGAUUCGAACGACGGCGUUCUGUCUGCAGCCGCCGCUGCCGCCAAGGACGCGAGUGCUGCCUUCCAUCGGGAGAAGUUUUCCGAAUGCAUGCAUGUGUUGAACCAGCUGUUGCAGAACAACGGCGACGAUCCGAAGGUUCUUCACAACAUUGCUAUUGCCAGGUCCUUUCAAGAUGGUUGCUCGGAUCCCAAGAAGUUACUUGUAUUACUUAAUAACGUCAGGAGAAGGAGUAUCGAGCUUGCUCAUGUAUCUGAGGAGCAUGCAGACACUGUCAGUAAUGUUGCCAACAAAGCUGCUUUAGGAUCUAAAGGAACUAAUAGUGUGCCACAACAUUUCUCCACUGCAAAUAAUUCACAUUUUGGUUACGGCGACAAACUUGACACUUCUGUGACACUGAUAAAUAUAGCAAUUAUCUGGUUUCAUUUUCAUGAACAUGCAAAGGCGUAUUCUAUUCUGGAUUCUUUAUAUCAGAAGAUUGAGCAAAUAGAUGAGGGGAUAGCUCUCCGUAUUUGCCUAUUGUUCCUGGAUGUUGCAUUAGCUUCUGUGGAUCCUUGGAAGUUUUUUGAUGUACUUAAUUAUUUGGAGAAAGCUUGUUCUGUUAGUAACACAAUCAGUCAAAUUGGAUCUUCCAACUUUGAGGCAAAAUCUUCUUCACUUCCAAGCCCCUCAUCUGCUCCAGAUGCUUCUGAAAGUCCUUUAUCUAGAACUUUAUUGGAGGAGAAUCUUGAAACCCUGAUUUCAAAUAUUGACAUGAGUGGACGGAAUCUAGCAGGACUGUCGGGCCUACAAUCUUCGAAUAAUCGCAUGUGGGCCCCAUCGGAUCAUUCUGUUUCGACUUGUGAUCUGAGACUGAAGUUGCAACUUUACAAGGUUCAACUUCUUCUUCUAACUAGAAACCUCAAGGCUGCUAAGCGUGAAGUUAAGAUGGCUAUGGCUAUGAAUGUAGCACAUGGGAAAGAUUCUUCCAUGGCUCUGCUAUUGAAAUCCCAACUGGAGUACGAUCGUGGGAACUACCCUAAGGCCAUCAAACUAUUGAUGACAUCAAGUAAUCAGACGGAAAUUGGGAUUUCAAGCAUAUACAACAAUAAUAUGGGUUGCAUCUAUUAUCGACUUGGAAAAUACCACACAUCGAGUAUAUUCUUUUCCAAGGCUUUGAUUAAUAGUUCAUCUCUCCGGAAGGAAAACCCUAAAAUGCUUUCAACUUUCUCACAAGACAAAUCUCUCGAAAUAAUAUACAACUGUGGUGUGCAGUACUUGGCUUGUGGGAAACCAAUACUUGCCGCUCGUUGUUUCCACAAGGCCAGUUUAAUUUUCUGCAGACGGCCUCUGUUGUGGCUCCGAAUUGCUGAAUGUUGUCUAGUGGCAGUAGAGAAAGGACUUGCGAAAUCCAGUUCAGCCCAAUCCAAUAAAUCAGAAGUUAAAGUUCGUGUUAUCGGAAAUGGAAAAUGGAGACAGCUUGCUGUAGAGAAUGGUAAUUUUGGUAAGGGGGGUUUUGUUGGAAAGGACAAUGGGUUUUUGGGUGAUGAUAAAGAACCUAACCUCUCGUUGCCCUUUGCCCGACAGUGUCUGUUCAAUGCCCUGUACUUGUUGAACUGUUUAGAAUCAAAGUAUACGAAUUUUGCUUCCCCUUAUAGUUCCACCUCGGAGGAAAACAGGCGUAAGAAUUCAGAUAACAAGAGUUCAUCUGUUAGUGAUCCCAAGGGAUCUCAUCUCUCAAAUGCAAAUGUGGAUUCUAAAGAACAGAAGGGUGGAAGUGCUCCUAAUGCCACCUUACAGAGCUCCAUAUUGAAUUAUGAAGAGAUUUGUAGAAGAGAGAAUAUGAUGAUCAAGCAAGCUCUCCUAGCUGACUUGGCAUACGUGGAGUUGCACUUAGGAAACCCUUUGAAGGCCCUGUCAACAGCAAGGAGUCUAUUAGAACUUCCAGAAUGUUCCAGGAUAUACAUUUUCCUAGGCAAUGUAUAUGCAGCUGAGUCCCUCUGCCUCCUAAACCGGCCAAAGGAAGCUGCUCAGCAUUUGUUGAUCUAUUUGUCCAGUGGGACCCAUGUUGAACUCCCUUACACUGAGGUGGACUGUGAACAAUGGCGGGUUGAGAAAAUUGUGGACCUCGAAGAGUCGAAUGGCGGGUUUUUGAAUUCCAAGAACUCUUCACUUGAUGAAACACAAGAUGUUGUUUUCCUCAAGCCCGAGGAGGCACAAGGGACUCUUUUGGCAAAUUUAGCUGUGAUUUCUGCAGUGCACGGAGAUGCUGAGCAGGCCCACCGGUUUGUAAUGCAAGCUUUAUCCAUAAUGCCCGAUAGUCCAGAAGCGAUUCUCAGUUCAAUUUUCGUGGAUCUCACAAUCGGGAAGAUACAAGAGGCUCUUACCAAGUUGAAACAGUGUAGUCGUGUUGGAUUCCUCUUGGGCACUUCACACUAGAAAGCUCUUGUUCAUCAUCUUGGUCGGUUCCUGCGGUUAGGAGGUAGGUCGGAAAUCUUUUUAAGUUAAUUUGUACCAUAUAGCCAUAUAGGUAGUGUCAGCCCACAAAAUAAUUCUUUUUUUUCCUCCCCCCUUAUUAUUUUCUGUAGAAUUUUGUUUGAAGUUUUGAGGUUAUGGCGGUGGUGGUGGUGGUGGCUGAUAUUGGUUUGGGUUCAGUUUCAUAUUUUUGUCUUAGAGGUUGAUCUCGUUGGUUUUCAACAGAUUAUAGAGGUCAUGUGCUUUUCUCAUGAAAAAUGAAAAUUGUAACCCUGAAGAAAGUUCGUUCUUUAUAUUUGUCAGUGCUAAGUCAUUUGUUUUAUCUAACGGGACCUAAUUUCACCUCUU
Messenger RNA from Rhododendron vialii, 2968 nucleotides. RefSeq lists its product as uncharacterized. Gene Ontology annotation, biological process: negative regulation of translation; mRNA catabolic process. Gene Ontology annotation, molecular function: protein binding. Lineage: Eukaryota; Viridiplantae; Streptophyta; Magnoliopsida; Ericales; Ericaceae. The transcript is spliced from 6 exons. Gene Ontology annotation, cellular component: CCR4-NOT complex. The record is from RefSeq and is a predicted model, not a curated record. Bases 167 to 2584 code for a protein of 805 amino acids.